Messenger RNA from Canis lupus familiaris (dog), 6195 nucleotides. It is a transcript of the gene UBXN10, whose product is annotated as UBX domain protein 10. Bases 162 to 1016 code for a protein of 284 amino acids. The transcript is spliced from 2 exons. The record is from RefSeq and is a predicted model, not a curated record. Gene Ontology annotation, molecular function: protein binding. NCBI's taxonomy places the organism in Eukaryota, Metazoa, Chordata, Mammalia, Carnivora, Canidae.
CCCCACCUGCUCGCCCCAGGGCCGGGCUGGGCGGCCCAGAAGGAAGCACGUGGCCCCCUCGGGCGCGUUGCCCGGGAGACGCGGGCUGUUUACCAGCGGCCGGAGCCGGCGGACAGGCGGAUGGAGCAAGGAUGGAGCAGCGGCAGGGGUCUUGAGGAGCAAUGGCCACAGAAGACCCUGUGAACAUAGCGGCCCCUGAACGCAGCCCCGUUGGCAGCCCAGCCGCUGACGGCUUCGCCUGGCGGCCCGACUCGGCAAAGAUGCACGUCCCAAGGCCCAAGUCCGCCAAGGGCCGGCCGCGGCCGCGUCCACACAAACCACAGGGUCCGCAGGGCGCCCAGCUGUGCUCUCCGCGCGCGCCGGCCACCCUGCCCCCGGCCGUCCCCUGUGAGUCGCCAAGCAGCCAGAGACCCGGAGCCUGCGCACCCAGGUCUCCAAACCAGGGAGCGCCCGACGAGAUCCCCGAGCUGCUGCAGCAGGUGCCCAUGGGCGCUUCCUCCUCCCUCAAUAAAUACCGAGUCCUCCCUUCCAUCAACAGGAAGACCCUGGAGGAGGGCUCUGUGGACGCAGUGGCCACAAAGGCCGGCUCGCUGCAGCUGAGCAGCAUCCAGGCUCUCUACCGGGAGGAGACGGGCACCAUGAAGGCAAGCGAAGAAGACUCCAGAGUUCGAGCUUGUUCCCCAGAGAGGACAGUCAUCGUCCGAACCAGGAGACAGAUGUCAUCCAGGGCCCGAGACCUGGAGGAGCCAUCAGACGGAGAGGCGAGGCUGCUGCUGGCCAUCAGAUCCCCGUCGGGCCGAAGGUUCGUUCACCAUUUCCGGCCCACUGACGCCUUACAGACCGUGGUUGCUGUGGCCGAGCGCAACAACCAGGCCACCUACCACCACUGCAGCGUCGAGACCAUGGAGGUGCCCAGGAGACGUUUCUCUGACCUUAGCAGAUCUCUGCAGGAGUGCAAAAUCCCCCACAAGUCGGUGCUGGGCAUCUCACAGGAAGAAGAGGACAGGGAGCCCUGAGUCCACAGCCACCCAGCUGGAGUCCUGGGUCUCGGAGUAAGGAGCACGCUUGGGUGCUGUGGCCUUCCGGGCAGCUCGGUACCCAGUGCCCUGCGAACCUGGUGCGCCUGUGAUUCUUGGGACUCGUCCUCACAGCACCUCCUCUGAAGGAGUGAAAUCUGCACGUGCGCCAAGCGUAUUGAGAAGGUUCUCCUCCAAUUGUUAAAGUCCCUCCAGCACUGGGGCGAACUGGCGAGGUACCCGGGCUGUUCCUGAAACCGCCGUGACCAGGCCUCCUCCUUUCCCCAGAGCUGGGUCCUUUCGGGAGCAUCUGCUUGCUUUUACAACGAACCCUCGCUCUCUUGAAGCCAAUGGUUUGCCUUUCUGUAUUUGAUGCAGGAUUAAACACUUCCCAGAGAGGAUUCUAGUCUGGUAAAUAACCAGGGCUCAGGAAAUGUCGGACUGGCAUUUGUAUUUCUCGCAAGCAUCUUUAAGAAACAGGCAGUUGACACUAUCUUAGAAGCAGCCCCCUUUGCUGGCAUCGGGUGGCUAGAGUUUCUUGGGGAUUACUGUUUGUGUGAUGUGGCUUCAGAGGAGAGAACAGGUCUUUUGCUAAUACAAAUCCCCCAACACAUCAACAUUUCUGAAAUAGUCUGAGAGCGAGAAAGUAAAUUGCUUCUGCAAUCGUGGAUUAGCCAAGUAGCUACUCUUAGAUAGAGAAUAAGUAGGUUUGCAAAUAUCGGUAGCUACUCUCUGCAUGCAACAUUCUUCCCAAACUGAGAAAAACCAGUGGAAUCUGAUUUCCUUUGCUUUUGUCACUAAUGGAAUCUUUUUGAUUUUGAACCGCCCAAACCUACAAGUCUGUACCAGUUUGCACCGGAGGCCCCCCUUGGCCUAUCUGGGUGUGGACACAUGGUUUCAGCGUCUCACCUCCUUCAAACAGAGACUCCCUGGUGUGAGGACACCAGUGUCCCUGUUCUGUGAUUUCAGAACCUCCCGAGACCAAGGGUGCCUCUGUUGGGCAUCACUUGGCUGCGCCCCGUACUGAGAGACCGUGUGCCCAAGUGUCUGAUGGGCACGAAGUACAUCUGAAUGCCUUAGCCUGUUUGGUUUUCCAACUCUGAAGUGGUGACGUGGACAAUUUGCCAAAGUUCUCUUGUAUCGGGAGUUCAGCGAGAGUCCCACCUCUCAUCUGGAUCCUCGUUAUAGCCAAAUCGCCAUCCAGAUUAGGGAAACUGAUCCCUCAAGAUCUCAGCCAUCCCAAAGCCCCGAGUACCGAUGCGCCUCUCUCUGCUCCUGAGUACACAGGGAAGGCAGGCGUUCUAGAAGCCUAUCGGCGUGACAGCCUCAGCAGCAAGUGCAUCUUGUACCUAGAUAAGGAAUGUGGCUGGAAAUGUUACUUCCAGCAAAUUUAUACUCAGCCACCGAGAUUAAUGCCAACUUCAUCUCCUCUAAAGAAGGCUCGCCUUGUCCUACCCGCAUCCCACACCACCCAGAUCACUCGAGAGUGGGCUAUUUCAGAAUGUGUGGUAAAAUUUCCUAAUACCAUCUCGGUUGCAAAGGUCAGCUGGGGCUUGCAGGGCCUCAGGCAGGCCCACGCAACUGGCCACCUCUCCCAACCAGCGACCAUGUCAGAGGGGACGGGAGGCUCGAGCCCGGUACUCACAGUACAGGAGGUUUACCUCCCACCCAGGACUCAGGCACAUAUCUGCCUCUGAUCUAGGAGGCUGGAGGAAGAGCCUCCUGCAAAAUCACACCUACUCUGUGGUAAGAAUAAAAUCCCACCCACCUGGGACUCGGUAAUCUCUUCAGGCAGGAAAUCUGUAGAAAACUUCAGUGAAACGGAGCAUGCUCCAGGGAGCUAGAAUCUUCUGCACUUAGGGCUUUGCUGCUGCUAUUUAGCUUGGGAUUUGGGGGUGGCAAAAAAUGUGGAAGGCAUGAAACAUAGAAAUAUUUUAGGGUAUCUUAGGACACGUGACCAGAACUAGACUUGAGCCACCUUAAUAAACUUCUUUUGGACAAAAGGAUGGUGAAACAAUAAAAAUUGAUUUGCGUGAAGCUGAGUCAGUGGAGAAGCACGCCUUCUAUUUUAGCGCAGGACUCCAGCCACCGUGCUCUAGCGGACAGAGGGGCCCAUUGACCUCUUGGGAAAAGCACUUGGCUGCGCUGUUAAAUCCAAGUGCUCGUCCCCAGGCUCCCCGCUCCCACCCUUCCCACAGAUCUUGCUUUCAGGUUAUAUGAUAGCACCGAGCUCCGUAUGGCAAGAGUCUCCUGAAUUCCUCCUAAAAAUCAUUCCAAGUACUCUCCUUCAGAGGUUGGCAAGAACAGCUCCAUCAGAAUUUCAGAGGGGUGGCUCUACAGGUGGCACUGCCACAUGGCCACCCUGGCCUGAUGGGCUAACCUGGGCCCAGCACACUACUCCUGGUGGCCUUGGGUGACCACUCUGUAGUCACAGACCUCAUUCAUUGAACCAGUGGCCACUGAGGAUCUUUCCUGUGUCACUCACAGGUGACUGGCAUUGGCAAGGAAAUGUGGAACUGCUUUGGGACUCUCAACCUCAAGGCGACUGAAGUUGGUGGAGGUAGCUUUAUCCGUGAAGGACCCUGGAGUGAGGGUCAGAUACACUGUUGCUGUCUCCUCGCCGUCUUGUGGAAAUGCAAAGGCAAGUCCACCUUUCCAGUGAUGGCACCGGGAAGCAUGGUCUUUAGGGAUGUGAACUUUGCAUAGGACAAAGCUUCAAGACCAGUUUUCCCAGCAUAUCCCCUGUUACAGUCCAAGAGGUAAAUUAGUCCUGGCAGCAGAAGGAACAGCAGGAGAAAUAAGUGACUCAUCAUUUAGAAUCCAAAAAAUUUUCACCAACAGAUGGCAGGUGGUUUUAACACAACAGUCCUUGCCCUGAAAGUACCUGGGGAUCCAGCCAACAGCCGGCAAGCCAGGGCAGUCCUGAUGAAGAGAUGCAGGUGAACGUGACUGUCACUCCAGAGAACCUGCAGAAAAUACUCCACAAACAAAGAAACGUAGACAAGUCUUGAAGUUUCCAUUAUAAUUAAAAGCCUUCAAGUCCAUUGUCAGAUCUCUCUCCCCAUCAUGCAUUACAAACGUAGGCGCUCCAGGAGCUGAGCUGCUUCACUUUGGUCCAUGCUCUUACCACUAUUUCAAGUGGGUUUCUAGUGUCAAAUAAAGCCAUGCUGCCCCGAGAGGUACAAAGUUUCGCUUUACACAGUGUUUUAAUAAGUUGAGAUAAAAGGGUGUGUGGUUUCCCGUAGCAUGAGGUGUAGUUUCGAUGAGCCUUUCAUAGGGUAAGAGGAUCUACUGUCCUACCUUUUCAAUAGAAUUGCAAAGAAAACUAGAUGAUUCCACCUUAGCCUUACUUUGUAAUCAGUCUGAGAAGCCAGCAGGAAUAUCUGUCUCCCCAGUGCAAUGAGUAACACACCACCAUCAAGUGCAAAGUUUGGAGCCCGCUCACCCUCGCCUCGAGUCAGAACCAACCCAAACCCACAAAGGUCAGAGGCCACUGCGGAGGCGUUGGCAACAUCCAAGCGGAGCCGACCCUCAGUGACUCACAAACACACAAGACAAUAACUCACAUUAUAAAAAUAAAAUUGGGUGUUCUGCGUCUACACUGGCGUAAUCUUUUCUGAUUAGGGCAGUGUCUGGCAGCCCUUUCUGACACACCUCUGUGUUCCCUACCUUCAAACUGUGCAGGAAGUGGCGGUGCUCCUGAACAAUUUAUGGGGAAGGUCAAGUCUCUGGAGGUAUUUUCGGACACACUUGAAUCCUGUCCCAGGAAGUUGAGCCACUGAUAGACAACCAUCCAUGGGUGUGGUUAGGCAGGCCUCAAUCAGAAGGACUGCUGUGCUCGGCCGGGAGCACUCUGGCUGUUGUGUUGAGAGUAGACUGGAGGGGUCAGUGUGGUAGAUGGAAAACCAGCUGUGGCCCUUGACAGUGACCAGGGUAGAGAUGGUGCCAAUUUGGGCCAGAACAGCAGCCAUAGAUAUCGUGAGAGGUGUCAAAUUCUGGACACAUUGUCUAUUAAGCCUCGAGGGAGAAAAGAGGCAAGAUAGUUUUGACAAGUUGGGAUUUACCCAAGUGGACGUCACCAUAAUGGACUGUUCCUUCAAAAAUGAGCAAACAUGUCAGCAACAAACACAUGGUGGGCAGGGAGAAGCACUGACCAGAAGCAAUGUUCAUAGGAAGGAAGGAAGGAAGGAAGGAAGGAAGGAAGGAAGGAAGGAAGGGCAUGAAAGGAAGGAAGUGCCCUUUUUUUGGAAAAAGUGUACAGAGAAUUCCUAUGCCAUUCAUUGCUCUUUGAGAAGAGAUGCAACUAAAAAUGUCACUAUUUCGCUGAAAAUCAAUUACCAUCAAACUCUCGGGGCAUGCUUACGGGCCAAGGUUACUUAAUCUACCUGGUUCCAGUGAAAUGACACAUCGUUUACCUCUCCCGCUCCUGCCUGCCUCCAUUCUGUUCAUUCAAAUCCAGCAGCUGACUGGGGAUGCAUUUCUUCUUGGGAGGGCAAAUAAAACCAGUGUCCUUUGACCUAAUUAACAAAGCUUCCAAAUUUCAUGAUUUUCAUGCCCACCUGUUUUUUUGUUUUGUUUUGUUUUUGUUUUUGUUUUUGUUUUUUUUACAAUGAGGAGAUCUGUGCAGUAAGGCCUUGGUCCUUUUUGUGACCGGCUGAGAACAGCACCUUCUGGCAUCUGUCCCGCGAGGGAGAUGGAGGCCUGCUCUGGUCGGUGAGUACCACUGACAGGCACCCCAGGUCAGCUCUAGACCCUGCCCUCUGUGGAACCAGAGUGGCCAGCCACUUGCGGACAAACCAUGGGCGAAUACAGCAACUCUACUGCCCAGUUGGGAGGAUGCUGCGAAUGCAGCAACUCUACUGCCCAGUUUGUGUCCAACAAACUCAUGGGAAUGACCUGCUGCCCCGACUCCAGCCUUGCAUCUAGCUUUGGAACUAGAUGUCCCCCUAGACCAGACUUCAAAUAUACCAUGUCCCCAAAGCCUCUGGAUCUAGACUCUGUAGAGGGUUGAUUAGUCCCCCCAACCCAGCCUGGGCCUCAGCUUGCUCUUUGCCUUCUUCCUGGAGCUCCCAACAAGGCUUCAUCUUAUUCAAAUCAUCUGUAACAAUUUCAUUCAACAAGUAUAUCCUAAGAACCUAUAUGCCAGGUACCUAUUAAGUCUAUCAAUGAACAGAGCAGA